Penicillium canariense is the source of this 999-nucleotide messenger RNA. RefSeq lists its product as uncharacterized. The record is from RefSeq and is a predicted model, not a curated record. NCBI's taxonomy places the organism in Eukaryota, Fungi, Ascomycota, Eurotiomycetes, Eurotiales, Aspergillaceae. Bases 1 to 999 code for a protein of 332 amino acids. The transcript has 2 exons.
AUGAACUCGACAAUCUGUGUGAUUGAAGCCAAUCCCGAUGUAACUGGGACCGGGAUUCGCGCCUCCAUUUAUGCCCUCUGCCUCGGCGGGACACUUGUGAGCUACUUCCUCCGGGUUUUCUCCCCAGGCGAAGAUGAAGAAGAGUUCGCGCGCGGUGUAUCGUCCGCUUUGGGCAUGCAAGGCCUGGCGCUGCUCUGUACAGCAAUCUACCAGACCUUUCGCAACGAAUUGACCCUUUUCCACGCCAUUUGUGUGGUCCACUUGCUCGCCCUGCUGGGGCUGAACCUUAUCAGCAAAGGCCGGUACGCUGGAUUCGGGCCCUGGCGGCUGUGGUUCUUUGCAAUAAUCCAGAUCCUCUCGCUGGGGGCUUUCGUCGCGUUCAACGUCUACCUCUGGGUCACUGCGCCUCAUUUCGGCAGCCAGCCCACUUGCAACUCGGACACGGUGUAUGUGGUGUUUGGCGUGAGCAUCAAGGCAACAUCCCCAGUGUUCCGGUAUAUUAUCCUCGGUACACUGGGUGCUACUGCUGCGGGUUUCACCCUCGUGUUCACCUGCAUGCUGCCGUGCAUGUGUGGGGCGUGGAUUGUUUCACGACGGCAUUCACCGGGCAGCGACUCCGGUCGCAAGCGAGAUUGUAUCAAGUGGUUUGUGCAGGUAUCAAAGAAGCCCGAGGGUCAAGACAACAAUCCUCAGCAGGAGCUUUCCGGGCAGGCCUUGCUGAAUUUCACCCUGAACAAGGUGGCAUACUGCGGGUUAUGCAUCUAUUUGAUUGUGUCACUGGAACAGACGAUUCAACGGAACACCCUCAGCCCGGAGGAGAAAGGAUGGACCUUUGGGCAAGUCAUUGCCAUCUUUGUGUUGCUUGGAGUUGCGAACGAGCUGUUCAAUGUCGUUCUGGCGAGUUGGGACCGCAGGAUUGGCCAAGAACCGGGGUCCCAAGAGCUGGCGCAGGUCAUGCCUGCGUCCAGCAGCGGAGGCUCGAGACAUUCACUUUGUUAG